AUGGUGUUAAAAUGGAUCUAUUCAUUGUUUGGGACGUGGAUAAUUGUGGACAACGAUUUCCGGACGCAGAGAUCAAGUUUGUGGGAGGAGGUUCGGGCGGUGUCGCGUGAGUACAUGCACCCCCAAGUGCCGCGUGUAGCGUUAGAGGGUGUGCUUCCGCCGGGUCAAUUUCAGGAUUUGGUGUCGAGUGGAGAGAGUGGUAUUUUGAAGAUCGAGAUAGGUGGAAAAAGCACAGCUCAGUCUUGCCCUGCCGUCGAGGAAGAGGUGCAGCGGGUGGUGUGGGACGAGUCGGAGGAUCCCGGGUGGGAUACGGUGCGGACGAUCGCCUUGCGUAAGGGGUGUACGGUGUGUGUGCUGGUGAAGAACAAACACGACCGGUUGGGACUGUACCACUUCGUGAGCAAACAGGACGUGGCGGAACGACCACUGGUGGUUGCACGGGCGCAGCUGAGAUUUAGCCAACUCAAAAUACUGGUCGCACAAGCCUGCCGACGCCCACUCGCAAUCGCACGUAGCGUCCGUCUGGACAACCGACUACCACCACGCACCUACGAACUAGAUCCCUUAACCCAACUAGCACAGGAACUCGAAGCAGACCCCACCCUCGGACACGACCCAUGGACACGUCUCCAACAAGCCGGAGCCGCCUCCUUCGCAUCCUGCGUCGCCCGAGGCAACUUCGACAGCAAAAUACUAGAACCUUGA
Gregarina niphandrodes is the source of this 705-nucleotide messenger RNA. RefSeq lists its product as hypothetical. The coding region runs from base 1 to 705 and encodes 234 amino acids. The transcript has a single exon. The record is from RefSeq and is a predicted model, not a curated record. NCBI's taxonomy places the organism in Eukaryota, Apicomplexa, Conoidasida, Eugregarinorida, Gregarinidae.